CAUCGCCCAGGCUUUUUCUUUUUCUCUCUGUCUUUGCCCUCGCCAGCUCCUUCUCCCAUACCGCACCAGAAAGGACCUACCAAAGAUGCUUAGAAACAUCUCUCGCCUGGCUUUCCCCCUUGCGCGCGCUCAGCCCGUCAGCAUUGCCCGUGGUUUCGCCAACACCACUGUCUUUGCUGCUGCCGCCAAGCCCGGAACCGCUGAGGUUUCCUCGAUCCUCGAGGACCGCAUCCUCGGCUCCAGCGCCUCCAUCGAUAUCCAGGAGACUGGCCGUGUCCUCUCCAUCGGUGACGGUAUUGCCCGUGUCUAUGGUCUGAAGAACGUCAAGGCCGAGGAGAUGGUUGAGUUCUCCUCUGGUGUCAAGGGUCAAGCCCUGAACUUGGAGCCCGACAACGUCGGUAUCGUCGUUUUCGGUAACGAUCGUCUCAUCAAGGAGGGUGACAUUGUCAAGCGUACCGGCGCUAUCGUCGACGUCCCCGUCGGUCUCGGUCUCCUCGGCCGUGUCGUCGAUGCCCUCGGCAACCCCAUUGAUGGCAAGGGCCCCAUCGCCGACGUCACCCGCCAGCGUGUCCAGGUCAAGGCUCCCGGUAUCAUUCCCCGUGAGUCCGUCAAGGAGCCCAUGCAGACCGGUAUCAAGUGUAUCGACUCGAUGGUCCCCAUCGGCCGUGGCCAGCGUGAGCUGAUCAUCGGUGAUCGUCAGACCGGCAAGACCGCCGUCGCCCUCGACACCAUCCUCAACCAGAAGAAGUGGAACAACGGCACUGAGGAGUCCAAGAAGCUCUACUGUGUCUACGUCGCCGUCGGCCAGAAGCGCUCCACCGUCGCUCAGUUCGUCCAGACCCUUGAGGAGAACGAUGCCCUCAAGUACUCCAUCGUCGUCGCCGCCACUGCCUCUGACUCUGCCCCCCUGCAGUUCCUGGCCCCCUACUCCGGUGCCGCCAUGGGUGAACACUUCCGUGACAACGGCAAGCACGCUCUCAUCAUCUACGAUGACUUGUCCAAGCAGGCCGUCGCCUACCGUCAGAUGUCCCUUCUGCUUCGUCGUCCCCCCGGUCGUGAGGCUUACCCCGGUGAUGUCUUCUACCUCCACUCUCGUCUCCUCGAGCGUUCCGCCAAGAUGAACAAGUCCCUCGGCGGUGGCUCCCUCACUGCUCUCCCCGUCAUCGAGACCCAGGGUGGUGAUGUCUCUGCCUACAUCCCCACCAACGUCAUUUCCAUCACUGACGGCCAGAUCUUCCUCGAGGCCGAACUCUUCUUCAAGGGUGUCCGCCCCGCCAUCAACGUCGGUCUCUCCGUCUCCCGUGUCGGUUCCGCUGCCCAGGUCAAGGCCAUGAAGCAGGUUGCCGGCUCCCUCAAGCUCUUCCUUGCCCAGUACCGUGAAGUCGCUGCCUUUGCCCAGUUCGGCUCCGAUCUCGAUGCCUCCACCCAGUUCACCCUCAACCGUGGUGCCCGUCUUACUGAGCUGCUCAAGCAGAACCAGUACAAGCCUCUUUCCCUCGAGCACAUGGUCAUCAUCAUCUACUCUGGUGUCAACGGCUUCCUUGACAAGCUCCCCGUCAACCGCGUCACCGCCUUCGAGGCCGCCCUCGUCCCCUACGUCCAGGCCAACGCCCCCGAGAUCUUCGAGACCAUCAAGAAGGAAUCCCAGAUCAGCCCCGCUCUGGAUGCCAAGAUCCGCACCGUCCUCGGUGACUUCCUCAAGACCUUCCAAUAAAUUAUAGCUUCAUGUGACAUACACUUCAUGCUGGAAGGAGCUGGGAUGUUUCUCAGAAGAUAUAUACAACUGGUCGAGUUUUUGACUGAGCUGCCUGCUUAAUACAUAAUUCACUGAAAAAAAAA
Messenger RNA from Polychytrium aggregatum, 1839 nucleotides. Its product is annotated as P-loop containing nucleoside triphosphate hydrolase protein. NCBI's taxonomy places the organism in Eukaryota, Fungi, Chytridiomycota, Chytridiomycetes, Polychytriales. The coding region runs from base 86 to 1714 and encodes 542 amino acids. Gene Ontology annotation, biological process: proton transmembrane transport; proton motive force-driven ATP synthesis. The transcript is spliced from 7 exons. The record is from RefSeq and is a predicted model, not a curated record. Gene Ontology annotation, molecular function: ADP binding; proton-transporting ATP synthase activity, rotational mechanism; ATP binding.